Molecule: messenger RNA, 2743 nt
Organism: Microplitis demolitor
Lineage: Eukaryota; Metazoa; Arthropoda; Insecta; Hymenoptera; Braconidae
Gene: Gp93
Product: endoplasmin
Exons: 3
Coding region: 171-2534 (787 amino acids)
Biological process (GO): protein folding
Molecular function (GO): ATP binding; ATP hydrolysis activity; ATP-dependent protein folding chaperone
Source: RefSeq, a predicted model, not a curated record
GCAGCUUGGUCAUUGUAUUAAAAAACAUCCGAAUCACACACGGCAGAUUUAACUUUGACGGCUUCAAACAAUCACCAUUUAUUAAUUAAAGCUAUUGUAAUUAUAUUUUUUUAUUUUAUUUAAAAGUUUAUUUAACCAGCACUUCGUCGGUCCAGUAACUAUUGGCCACGAUGAAAAAAUUUAUUUAUUUUGGUCUGGCAUUUUUGCUCCUCAUCGGUACGGUGAGAAGUGAGGAUGAAAUUGAAGAAGAGGUUGGAACUGUUGACAAAGACUUCGGAUCAAGCCGGGAAGCUUCCAGGACCGAUGAUGAAGUUGUCAAAAGAGAAGGUGAGGCAAUUAAAAUUGACGGACUGAAUGCUGCUCAAAUCCAGGAACUGCGUGAGCGAGCUGAGAAAUUCACAUUUGAAACGGAAGUUAACCGUAUGAUGAAACUCAUCAUCAACUCUCUGUACAAAAACAAGGAAAUUUUCUUACGUGAGUUGAUAUCCAACGGCUCGGACGCAUUGGAUAAGAUAAGAUUCUUAUCGCUGACAGACAAGAGUGUCCUGGAAUCUAAUCCCGAGUUGUCAAUAAGAAUAAAGGCUGAUGUGGAGAACAAAAUCCUGAGUAUCACGGACUCUGGUAUCGGUAUGACCAAGGCCGACUUGAUAAACAACUUGGGUACUAUUGCCAAGUCUGGUACCGCUGAAUUCCUGGGUAAGAUGCAGGAGUCGAAGGCGCCGGCAGACAUGAACGACAUGAUUGGUCAGUUUGGUGUCGGAUUUUACUCUGGAUUUUUGGUGGCCAACAAGAUUGUCGUCACUACUAAGCACAAUGACGACAAACAGUACAUCUGGGAGUCCGACAGCUCCAGCUACAGCAUCGUCGAGGACCCACGUGGGGACACUUUGAAACGCGGUACCACAGUGAGCCUUCACUUGAAGGAAGAAGCUCUUGACUUCUUGCAGCAAGACACGAUCAAGUCUUUGAUCAAAAAGUACUCGCAAUUCAUAAACUUCCCGAUUUACUUGUGGGCCAGCAAGACGAUCCAAGUUGAAGAGGAGGAAGACACCGAGACCAAGGAACCCGAUACCACUGAGAAACCCGAGGAAGACGAUGAUGCCGCGGUUGAGGAAGCUGCCGAAGAGGGAGAGAAACAGAAAAAGAAGAUCGACAAAACCGUCUGGGACUGGGAGCGCAUGAAUGACUCGAAGCCCAUCUGGACAUUGAAACCAGCUGAUGUUCCUGAACAAGACUACGUCGACUUUUACAAAUCUCUUACCAAAGACACCCAAGAACCUCUAGCCAAAAUCCAUUUCGUUGCCGAGGGAGAAGUCACUUUCAAGGCUCUUCUGUUCAUCCCCAAAGUCCAACCUGGAGACAGUUUCAGUCGCUACGGUACCAAAGCUGACAACAUCAAAUUAUUCGUCCGGCGGGUGUUUAUCACCGACAAAAUAAACGACAUGAUGCCAAACUACUUGUCAUUUAUCCGCGGUAUCGUCGACAGCGAUGACCUUCCACUUAACGUUUCGCGUGAAGAUCUCCAGCAGCACAAACUCAUCAAGGUCAUUAAGAAGAAACUCAUAAGGAAAGUGUUGGACAUGAUCAAGAAAAUAAACAAAGAAGAGUACGAAUCAUUCUGGAAGGAGUACAGCACAAAUAUUAAAUUAGGAAUCCUUGAAGACUCACAGAAUCGCGCUCGCUUGUCGAAACUCCUGCAGUUCAAGUCAUCCGCGAUGUCCAACCUGACGACGCUCAACGACUACGUGUCUCGUAUGAAGCCGAAUCAGAAGGCAAUUUACUACAUCGCCGGAGCCAGCGAAGACGAAGUUAAAAAGUCUCCAUUCGUCGAACGUUUAAUUAAAAAGGGCUACGAAGUUUUGUAUCUCACCGAAGCCGUUGACGAGCAUGUCAUCUCCGCACUGCCCUCAUUCGACGGCAAGAAGUUCCAGAACGUCGCCAAGGAAGGAUUCACACUCGACGACAGCAAGAAAGCCCAAGAACGAAUGGAGGAACUCAAGUCCACAUUCGAACCUCUUACCAAGUGGCUCGGAGACGUUCUCUCAGAGUACAUCAACAAGGCUCAGGUGUCCGAGCGUCUUACAGACUCACCCUGUGCUCUGGUGGCCAGCAUGUUCGGCUGGACUGGAAACAUGGAACGUCUCGCCAUCUCCAACGCCCACCAAAAGGCCGACGACCCCCAGAAAUCUUACUACCUCAACCAGAAGAAGACUCUGGAGAUAAAUCCAAGACAUCCGCUGAUCCGAGAGCUUCUGAAGAGAGUCGAAGCCGACGCAGAAGAUGCCACCGCCAAAGAAAUGGCGACUCUCAUGUUCAAGACCGCUACCCUCAGGUCCGGGUACAUGCUCCGCGAAACCGCGAGCUUUGCCGCCAGUGUUGAGCAGCUAAUGAAGAAGUCUCUAGGCAUUCCUCUAGACGAGGUGCCUGAGGAAGAAGAAGAGGAUGACGAGCCCCUAGAAAAUGCUCCCGAAGACGACGCGCAGGAAGUUGAUGCCGACGACGAGCCGAGAGAUGAUGAGCAUGAUGAACUUUAAAUUUAAAUAUUUCUUUCAUUCCUUUCAUCUGCAAUCGUCAUUGCAAGCAACCGCAUCGACUGAUUAAAAACUCCUGCGGUUUUUUAUUUAAAAUGUUUAAAUCCUCAAUAUCUGGAUACUGUUUUAAACGCACGAUUUUAUAUUAUAGUGAAGACUUGUAUUAUUUAUUAAUUAAUUAAUCAAAGUUUAAAGUUACAAUUAUAAUUAAA